AUGUCAAAGGAAACGUUUGCAUUCAAUGCCGACAUAAGGCAGUUGAUGAGUUUAAUUAUAAACACAUUUUAUAGUAAUAAGGAAAUAUUUUUAAGAGAGCUUAUUAGUAAUGCGAGUGAUGCACUUGAUAAGAUAAGAUAUGAAGCUAUAACUGAUACACAGAAAUUAUCAGCAGAGCCAGAAUUUUUUAUUCGAAUUAUUCCAGACAAAACAAAUAACACAUUAACUAUUGAGGAUUCAGGUAUUGGUAUGACCAAAAAUGAUUUAAUUAACAAUUUAGGUACUAUUGCAAGAUCGGGAACAAAGGCAUUUAUGGAAGCAAUUCAAGCAAGUGGUGAUAUUUCUAUGAUAGGUCAAUUUGGUGUAGGUUUUUACUCUGCUUAUUUAGUUGCUGAUCAUGUUGUUGUCAUUUCCAAAAAUAAUGAUGAUGAACAAUAUGUUUGGGAAUCAGCUGCAGGAGGUUCAUUUACAGUUACGAAAGAUGAAACAAAUGAAAAGAUUGGAAGGGGUACAAAAAUUAUUUUACACCUUAAAGAAGAUCAACUAGAAUAUUUAGAGGAAAAAAGAAUUAAAGAUUUAGUUAAGAAGCAUUCAGAAUUUAUUUCUUUUCCUAUUAAAUUAUACUGUGAAAGGCAAAAUGAAAAAGAAAUAACAGCAUCAGAAGAAGAAGAAGAAGAAGGAGAAAGAGAAGGAGAAGGAGAACAAGAUACAGAUAAAAAAAAAGGAGAAAAUGAAGAAGAUAAGGAUGAAGAAGUGGAAGAUGGUGAUGAAGAAGGUGAUAAGGAAAAGAAAGAAGAUAAUGAAGAAGACAAAGUAGAUCAUCCAAAAGUUGAGGAUGUAACAGAAGAAUUAGAAAAAGUAGAAAAAAAAAAAAAAAAAAAAAUUCAUACUGUUGAACAUGAAUGGGAAGAAUUAAAUAAACAAAAACCAUUAUGGAUGAGAAAACCAGAAGAAGUAACUAAUGAAGAAUAUGCUAGUUUUUAUAAAUCUUUAACAAAUGAUUGGGAAGAUCAUUUAGCUGUAAAACAUUUCUCUGUUGAAGGUCAAUUAGAAUUUAAGGCAUUAUUAUUUAUACCGAAAAGAGCCCCAUUUGAUAUGUUCGAAAAUAGGAAAAAAAGAAAUAAUAUUAAAUUAUAUGUUAGAAGAGUUUUUAUUAUGGAUGAUUGUGAAGAAAUUAUCCCGGAGUGGUUGAAUUUUGUCAAAGGUGUUGUUGAUUCGGAAGAUCUACCUCUAAACAUUUCAAGAGAAUCAUUACAACAAAAUAAAAUUUUAAAAGUUAUUAAAAAAAAUCUCAUCAAAAAAUGCCUUGACAUGUUUUCAGAAUUAGCAGAAAAUAAAGAUAACUACAAAAAGUUUUAUGAACAGUUCAGCAAAAAUUUGAAGUUGGGUAUUCACGAGGAUAACGCGAACCGGGCCAAGAUUACGGAGCUUCUCAGAUUUCAGACGUCCAAGUCUGGUGACGAGAUGAUAGGUCUAAAAGAAUAUGUAGAUCGAAUGAAGGAAAACCAAAAAGACAUCUACUACAUAACAGGUGAGUCUAUUAACGCUGUAUCAAACUCCCCAUUUUUAGAAGCACUAACAAAAAAAGGGUUCGAAGUUAUAUAUAUGGUUGAUCCAAUUGAUGAGUAUGCUGUACAACAGUUAAAAGAUUUUGAUGGUAAGAAAUUGAAAUGUUGUACAAAGGAAGGAUUAGAUAUAGACGAUUCAGAAGAAGCAAAGAAAAAUUUUGAAACCUUGAAAGCUGAAUAUGAAGGUUUAUGCAAAGUUAUAAAGGACGUAUUACAUGAAAAGGUAGAAAAGGUUGUUGUAGGACAAAGAAUAACAGAUUCCCCAUGUGUUUUAGUUACAUCGGAGUUUGGAUGGUCUGCUAAUAUGGAAAGAAUUAUGAAAGCUCAAGCAUUAAGAGAUAAUUCUAUGACUAGUUAUAUGUUAUCCAAAAAAAUUAUGGAAAUAAAUGCUCGCCACCCAAUAAUUACUGCAUUAAAACAUAAAGCAGAUGCAGAUAAGUCAGACAAAACUGUUAAAGAUUUGAUAUGGCUAUUAUUUGACACCUCUCUUUUAACUUCUGGGUUUGCACUUGAAGAACCAACCACCUUUUCAAAGAGAAUACAUAGAAUGAUCAAAUUAGGUUUAUCCAUCGAUGAAGAAGAUAACAACGAUAUUGAAUUACCACCCCUUGAGGAAACUGUUGAGGGAACGGAUUCCAAAAUGGAGGAGGUGGAUUAG
Messenger RNA from Plasmodium malariae, 2226 nucleotides. It is a transcript of the gene HSP90, whose product is annotated as heat shock protein 90, putative. NCBI's taxonomy places the organism in Eukaryota, Apicomplexa, Aconoidasida, Haemosporida, Plasmodiidae. Gene Ontology annotation, biological process: protein folding; protein stabilization; cellular response to heat. The coding region runs from base 1 to 2226 and encodes 741 amino acids. Gene Ontology annotation, cellular component: perinuclear region of cytoplasm; cytosol; plasma membrane. Gene Ontology annotation, molecular function: ATP-dependent protein folding chaperone; ATP binding; ATP hydrolysis activity. The record is from RefSeq and is a predicted model, not a curated record. The transcript is spliced from 4 exons.